Molecule: messenger RNA, 6601 nt
Organism: Marmota monax (woodchuck)
Lineage: Eukaryota; Metazoa; Chordata; Mammalia; Rodentia; Sciuridae
Gene: Slc35f3
Product: solute carrier family 35 member F3
Exons: 8
Coding region: 81-1553 (490 amino acids)
Biological process (GO): thiamine transport
Cellular component (GO): membrane
Source: RefSeq, a predicted model, not a curated record
GCCAGCAGCUGCCGCUAGCUCGGGCCCGCGGCCCCUCCGCCUCAAGUCUGGGAGCUCCCGGCCUCACCCUGCCGCUGCCUAUGGGGAUCCGAGAGUUUCCCGGCGGCGCACCCAGGGGCAAAGGCAUCGCCAUUGGCAUGAGGAAGUCACCGGACGUCAGCCCUCGGAGACUGUCCGACAUCAGCCCCCAGCUCAGGCAGCUCAAGUACUUGGUGGUAGACGAGGCGAUCAAGGAGGACUUGAAAUGGUCGCGUUCGGUGGAGGACCUCACCAGCGGGCCGGUGGGACUCACCUCCAUUGAGGAGCGGAUCCUGCGCAUCACAGGCUACUAUGGCUAUCAGCCCUGGGCAGCGAGCUACAAAAGGGAGGAGCGUCCCCGGGAGCCCCUGGGCCCUGCGGAGGCCCAGGCGCCGGGCGGGGCAGAGGCCGGAGGGAGGACCAGCCGCCGCCGCUGGACGUGCUCAAGGGCGCAGUUGCACAAGACGUUCUGGGGCGUGGCCGUGGUGCUGUGCGUGUGCGCCUCCUGGGCUGGCUCCACGCAGCUCGCCAAGCUUACCUUCGCCAAGUUCGACGCACCCUUCACCCUCACCUGGUUUGCCACCAACUGGAACUUUUUGUUCUUCCCGUUGUACUACGCGGGGCACGUCUGCAAGUCCACCGAGAAGCAGUCUGUGAAGCAGAGAUACAGGGAAUGCUGUCGAUUUUUUGGAGACAAUGGCUUGACUUUGAAGGUGUUUUUUACCAAGGCAGCCCCUUUUGGUGUUCUUUGGACACUCACAAACUACCUGUACUUACAUGCAAUAAAGAAAAUAAACACUACGGAUGUGUCGGUGUUGUUCUGCUGCAACAAAGCUUUUGUGUUCUUGCUCUCAUGGAUCGUUCUCAGGGACAGGUUCAUGGGAGUGAGGAUUGUGGCUGCCAUCCUGGCCAUUGCCGGCAUUGUGAUGAUGACCUAUGCUGACGGAUUCCACAGCCACUCUGUCAUCGGCAUAGCCCUGGUGGUGGGCUCUGCGUCCAUGUCGGCCCUCUACAAGGUUCUGUUCAAGCUCCUGCUAGGCAGUGCCAAGUUCGGGGAAGCCGCCUUGUUCCUGUCCAUUCUGGGUGUGUUUAACAUCAUCUUCAUCACCUGCAUCCCCAUCCUGCUCUACUUCACCAAGGUGGAAUACUGGAGCUCCUUUGACGACAUUCCAUGGGGAAACCUUUGUGGAUUUUCAGUCCUCUUAUUGACAUUCAAUAUUGUAUUAAAUUUUGGAAUUGCCGUGACGUAUCCCACUCUGAUGUCUCUUGGAAUUGUCCUCAGUGUACCUGUAAACGCAGUGGUUGAUCACUACACCAGUCAGAUUGUCUUCAACGGGGUCCGGGUCAUCGCCAUCAUCAUCAUCGGCCUGGGCUUCCUCCUGCUGCUCCUGCCGGAGGAAUGGGACGUCUGGUUGAUCAAGCUGCUCACCCACCUCAAAGUGAGGAAGAAGGAGGAGACAGUGGAGGGCGGGGCUGACCUGGGCUCAGGACCCCAGAACAGGAGCAGGAGAGCUCGCCCUUCCUUUGCACGCUAGGGCCUCUCUUCUGGGACUCUGGGGCUGCCCCCACGGUGAUGAUUUGGAAGCCUGUCCCUGACAGGAGGAGCCUCGGUUGGGUAAGGUGUACAUACCUGUACAGUUUUGGUAACUGCGGUAAGUCCUACGGUAUUUAUUGGCAUGUCCAAUUUGCUUGCACUUUUCCACAUCAGACCUUCACUCAAGGGCACCGAUUCAAUAAGGAAGAGAAGGAACCUCAGCGCUUUCCCAAUGAAUGUAAAGUGGGUCACCAUGAGCCUUGUAUUGAUUGUUUCUGACAACAGGUGUGCUUAACAAGCCAGGGCAAAUGUUUCGAAUCUUAGCAACUGAAAAUGACAUUGUACACUGUGAUUAUUUUUCAGCUAUAGUAGGUCAUAUUUUGUUUUAUACCAGAGCUGUACUCUUAAUUUUAAGGAAUUUCAAUGAACCAAAAGACAACUAUCAGUUAAUCUGGAAGAUGAGUGGAUGGGUAGCUGGGUGGACGGAUGGACAGAAGGGUGAAUGGGUAGAGGGUUGAUUACGUGGAUGGGUGAAUGGGUAGAUGGGUGAGUGGAUGGGUGGCAGGAUGGGUAGAUGGGACAAUGGCAUCGGAAGAAGUGAAGCAGAAAAGGAUAAUGGACAUGACAACCAUCAGAGGACAGGUCUGUACCAGGUCACGAAGGGGAAAGGGAAGCCCAGCCCUUGCUGGCCUGCUCUCUCGUGUCUUCAUAGAUCAUGCAGGAGGAUUUACAGUGCCUUCUACAGAAUUUUUGUCUUUACCUUUGUGACCCAAGGUGACAUUCUAAGUCACUGGCGCCGUCUUAUAAUUUAGAUGUAAAAUCUUUAGAAAAAAAAAAAAAACUAUAUGUGUGUGUUCCAAAAAAAUGACAAAGCUGGUGACCAAUGUCCGUGGAGCCUGGUUGGAGGGGCACAACGUGCGUGUUAAGGUAGACCAUGUGGAAAGAGAGCCGCCGGUGGCUUUUACUUCCAGACCAGACUGAAAACUUAUUUACUGAAUCUGCAAACCUUUUUAUGAAAUUUUAAGCACCAGGCUGUUUACUUACACAACUUAGGUCUGCCAGACAAUUCUAUCUGUGAUAGAUUUGUAAAGAGGGAUGGGGGUUAGAGUUUACUAUUUUUGAAGUUUACAUUGUUAUCUAUGAAAUGGAAGCAUUAUUUUGAAACGUUGUCAUAACUCAAUGGUGCAUUCUGUAACCAUGGAGUCUUUUGUUUCCGGGGGGAAGGGGCAUUCAUGACCUGAACUUUUUAGCAAAUUAUUAUUCUCAGUUUCCAUUACCCGUUUGGCCAAACAGAUUAAUAAAAUAUUUGAAAAAGAAGUGCUAAGUGUGGUCUUAGUGCCCACAUUGUCACUUGCCACUACAAAGGUCCCACGUAGGCCUGGAGCUCAGGCUGUCCCACAACUAACUGUCCCUUGCCUUCCGGCACUAGCAAGGCAGGUGGGCUGCCUGGGAGAAGGGGACUCUUCCUGUGAAGAUAGAACUGGUAAUGGUGAAAAUGACAUGCAGAACUGUCCUGGCCCCAGAAGCCCUCAUCCUGAGGCAGCCUGCCCCUCUCCCUCCCUCCUGCUUCUUCUCCCCCAGGCUCUGUCUGCUCAGCUCUGCUGCCGGCCCCCAGUCCUUCUGUUCCUUUGCAGGUGGUUACCCACUGAGCUCACACUGGGUUCUCCUUGUGCCCCCAGGCAGCAUCCUGGCCCCUAAGUUCACACAGUCUUCUCUCUGGACUCCCCCUGCUCACCUGCCUCAUGUCCUGACCUAAUUCUGGCUUCACAGAGAAGUUGAUUUGCCCAUGUCUGUAACGUUCCACACUGUUCCAGGUGGCUGUGGCCCAGGCUGUGAGAUCCAGUGCAUCUCAUGGAGGGCUGUAGAGGGUCAGGUUCCCAAGAUGGGUGUCGGGGGAGAGCCCUAAAGUGCACCUCAGCUGUCACCCCUCCUGGAGAUUCUGCAUGAUAGGUACCAGUGGCAGUGUGGGCUCUGAAACUGGGGCAGCUGGCUGCCCAGAGGGCCCCCACCCAGUGUGUCCGGGUGCGUGAAGGCAGAGGCUGGGCAUCAGAAUCCUGGUUCAGACACCUCCAUCACCACCAUUUAACCCAGCCAGACGAACAUUCCCUCUGAGGCCAUAUCAUGAAAGUCUGGGAAGCCCUUCCCUAUAGUUACCUUCUUCUCCUAACUGGCAUAAAGGCCUCUGAAGAUCCAAGAGUACUGACACUAGGACUCCACAAGGUACCUGCACCCUGUGUUCACGGCAACAUCAUUCACAAUAGCCAAAGGGCGGAAGCAGCCAGGUGUACCCAGAUGGAUAGACAGACAGACAGAUGUGUGUGCAUACAAUGGAACACUCUUCAGCCUUCAAAGCAGGGAAGUUCUGACACGUGCUCUAGCAUGGUUGGCCCUUGAGGUCAUUACGCCAGGUGAAAAUGAGCCAGGCAAAACGGCAAGUGCUUGCGACUCUGCUCAGGAGGGACCUAGAGUCCCAAAUUCAUAGAGAUGUUGCCAGGGGCUGAAUGAAGGAGGGAGAGGAGUCAGUGUUUAAGGGGGAAAGAGUUGUAUUGAUAAGAGAAAGUUCUAGAGAUGAUGGUGGUAACAGUCACAUACGACAUCAAUUGCUUAGACCUGUGUGCUUUAAAAGGCUCAUUAUGUGUAUGUUAGGCCAGAGUAGAAAGGAUGUGGUGUUCGAAAUAAAGGUGAAAAUUCUGUGCCCCUUUCAGGACAUUAGAAACCUGAGUUGGGCAUGGCAUGGGUUGAGAGAUUAUUUUGCAGAAAGUAUAUGACUACCCCCACCCACCCCCAUACCCCAGAGACAGACAGCACUAGCCCUUGAGCACUGAGGGGUGCUGCAACAAACCUCGAAUGGACCCCUAAAUACAAAGUCCAGGAAAGGUGUUCCGGCAGGCGGUUCUGGGCCACAGGGUGCUCCUGCCCGGCCCAGGAACAUCCGCCCUCUGGAGACCUAUCUAGGCAGCAAUCAGCGCCCUUUCCCUGUGAUCCAGAGAAGAGCCUUCGUGAAGCUGGUGGAGGCAGGAAGCUCUCAGCAGCCCCCAGCUCUCCCCUUUCUUUCAGAACCUGAAGCCAUUAUGUGACUUCAGACUGCCCUGCCACUGAGCCAGAGCUGUCUGAGAACACGAGCUGCACGGCCACUGAGCUCCUGCAACCUGGCCAGGUGGCCGUGGCCCUGAGGCAUCAUCCUGGACCCUGGGAGCACCACAGGAAGCCUGCGGACUGUUCUGAGGGCCCUGCCUGGCAUCCUCCUUCCACAGAGGUCAGCAGGGCCAUUCCUGUUCCAAAUAGUUCCUGAGACUCACCAAGUCCCAGAGAGCCUUGCAGCAAUUACCUUUUGUUUAAAGACAGCGAGACGCCAUUUCUAUUGCUUCUAAGACCCCUGAACGGUGACGAGUGCCAGGAUACGGGUGUUCAAGGACCGAGGGGACUUGGGCUAACUUGGCCUGGCUUGUUCUUACUUCCUGGUAGACACCCUAUUUGCAGCUGAAGUGCUUUAACCUGGCCAUAUUUCUAGUCUGCUUUGAAGAAUGGACAAGAAUGAUUUCUAAGAAAUGCAUCAGGGACAGAGAAAGACUUUCAUGAGUUCUUCACAGUGUUUACAAUAUUUUAAACAAAAUUUUAAAAUAAUACCGUUAUAUAUUUUUUUAAAUCAACAUUGCAAAAUUCUUGAAAAAUCCUUUUUGUGAGUUAAAAAGUGGUAAAUUUCAGCUCGGAUAAGUUGGCUUCAUAUUAUGGAGAACUUUGGAGUUACUAGAAUCCCAGGACUUGAGAUUUUAUGUAACUAUAGCUUAAUGGACUGAGAGUUCUAGUUGAGGGAAGCCUUUGGCCCUGGUUCUCUUAUUUUAAAAUAAUUCCUCCUUCCUAAAGAGACUAGAGAUGCCUAUGGUUACUGUGGUGGCACUGGUGGCAGUGGCGGCAGGCACAACAGGUGCGUGGGGACACUACAUUGAAGAGGACAGGAAAGUUCUUAGGCACGCUCUCUGGAGGUAGCAGGAAGGCGGGGCAGGUUUGCCUUCAUACCUGCUGCUAGGUUUGGGGUCUGGCAUGUCCCCAAGGCCCAGGUAUUAAGGACUCAGAACCCAGCCAGGAGCUGUUGAGAGGUAGUGGAACCUUUAAAAGGUGGGGCCUCAUGGGAGGCCUGCAGGCCAUGGGGUGUGCCCUGAGGGGAUUGUAGGGCCCCAGCCCCCUUCUCCUUUCUUUUGCAUCAGCCAUGAGGUGAAUGUGCUUCCUCUGCCAUAUACUCCUGUCAUGACAUGCCACCCCAGGCCCAAAAGCAUCAGGGCCAACCAAUCAUGAACUGAAACCUCCAAAACUAUGAGCCCAAAUAAACCUUUUUUCCUCAUAAUUUGGUUAUCUCAGAUGUUUGUUGCAGUAACAGAAAGCUGACCAGCACCUGCCUGGCUUUUCGCCGGCUGCUCCACUCCACCGUAAAGCACACAAGAGAAGAGGCUCUUGCAAAGGGCCAGCCUGGAGGGACUUACUCCAGAAGGAGCCCGCAAGAUGCCCCAUGUUCAUUCCUCACUGAUCACCCGAGCCUUUCACCUUGUUAGGAAUCUGUGUCAGUUCUCUUAUUGUCUAAUUUUUUGAGUUCUUUGUAUACUCUGGAUAUUAGGGCUCUAUCUGAAGUGUGAGGAGUAAAGAUUUGUUCCCAGGGUGUAGGCUCCCUAUUUACCUCUCUUAUUGUUUCUUUUGCUGAGAAAAAACUUUUUAGUUUGAGUAAGUCCCAUUUGUUGAUUCUAGUUAUUAAUUUUUGUGCUAUGGGUGUCCUAUUGAGGAAUUUGGAGCCAGACCCCACAAUAUGUAGAUCGUAGCCAACUUUUUCUUCUAUCAGACGGCGCGUCUCUGAUUUGAUAUCAAGCUCCUUGAUCCAUUUUGAAUUCACUUUUGUGCAUGGCGAGAGAAAGGGAUUCAGUUUCAUUUUGUUGCAUAUGGAUUUCCAGUUUUCCCAGCACCAUUUGUUGAAGAUGCUAUCCUUCCUCCAUUGCAUGCUUUUAGCCCCUUUAUCAAAUAUAAGAUAGUUGUAGUUUUGUGGAUUGGUUUCUGUGUCCUCUA